Tribolium madens (black flour beetle) is the source of this 4142-nucleotide messenger RNA. RefSeq names its product copper-transporting ATPase 1 (gene ATP7). Lineage: Eukaryota; Metazoa; Arthropoda; Insecta; Coleoptera; Tenebrionidae. The transcript has 6 exons. Gene Ontology annotation, biological process: copper ion homeostasis; monoatomic cation transport. Gene Ontology annotation, molecular function: copper ion binding; ATP hydrolysis activity; P-type divalent copper transporter activity. Gene Ontology annotation, cellular component: trans-Golgi network; membrane; perinuclear region of cytoplasm. The coding region runs from base 187 to 3984 and encodes 1265 amino acids. The record is from RefSeq and is a predicted model, not a curated record.
AUUCCCAAGAGAUAACUGUCAUGUUUGGCUAUUUUUGUCAAAAUUUGAAAAGACUUUCCCAAAAUUGAGGAAAAAAUCACUCGUUGAUGAUAAGACUACGGGACGACUCGAUUUCGCACGACUUGACAAACAAUGGUUUUGACAACAAAGACUUGAGGAAACAAUAGAAAUUUUCAAAUAAUUACAAUGGAAUUGAGUACGGUGCGUUUUGUGCCCAAAGAUGGGGGCAAGAGGAGUGCCAGGGACUUGGACGCACUCAGGACCCACAUCCAGAGGAUCGACGGGACGACGGUGAAGAUCCCCCCAGAUCAAUCAUUCGUCGACGUUACGAUCCCCGAAGGGAAUUAUUACUUGAUCCGGGACGCCACCGAAUCUCUCGGUUUUGAGCCCCUCAUCAAUGAGAAAAGCACCGAAAGCGAAUCUGUUUCCCUACUUGCCCCCACUGGUGACUACACUUCCGAUCAACCAACCAUCAUCACCGUUGCUGAAGAUGAUACCAUUAAAAUUACCGUUUUGGGUAUGACGUGUCAAAGCUGUGUCAAAUCCAUUGAAGACAAUCUCAGUCGCAAACACGGCAUUUACAACAUUAAAGUUAGUCUACAGGAAAAGGCGGCUCUUGUUCAUUACGACACUCGUCAACUCAAACCGCAACAAAUAUGCGAUUUUAUCGACGAUAUGGGCUUCGAAGCGGGCAUUCCAGGGGGGCAAAGUCGACAAUGCCGUGUCCAUAUUGACGGCAUGACGUGUAAAUCAUGCGUGGGGAGUAUUGAAGGCAUGAUUUCGGCCAAACCGGGCAUUAAAACAGCAAUUGUUGACUUAGAGACAAAAGAAGGUCGAUUUGAGUACGACCCUGGAUUAGUCAAAGCUGAGGAAAUUGUUGAACAAAUUGAAGAUAUGGGCUUUGAGGCAUUUAUUAAGUCCAUUGAUGGCAAAAGUGUUACUAGUGUCACUUCUAAAACCCAGAAAUACCAACCCCAAUUAAGCGAACAUAAUCUUGAAAAAUGUCAAUUGCAAGUCAAAGGCAUGACAUGUGGGAGUUGUGUUGCAGCGAUUGAAAAACACGUGAAAAAAAUUCCUGGUUGUCACAAAAUUUUAGUUUCAUUGCUCGCCGCUAGAGCUGAAAUCCAUUACGAUCCGUCGCUAGUGUCGCCGUUUGAACUAGCGACCUGUAUUACCGACUUGGGAUUUCCCGCGAAUGUAGUUCAAGAAUCAGGUGCUGGGGCUUCUGAAAUUGAUUUGGAAAUCUCGGGGAUGACUUGUGCGAGUUGUGUGCACAAAAUCGAAACGAAUGUCGUGAAAUUACAAGGAGUUUUGAGUGCAAAUGUCGCUCUCACGACCAAAAGGGGGAAAUUUAAGUAUGAUCCUGAGGCGACAGGGGCUCGGGAUAUCAUCGAAGCAAUCAAUAAAUUAGGUUUCGAAGCGAGGCUAUUUAAUCGUGAUCAUGGUAAUGAUUAUUUGGAACAGAAAGAGGAGAUUCGAAGGUGGAAACAUGCGUUUUUGUUUUCAUUGGCUUUUGGGGGGCCCUCUAUGAUCGCAAUGAUGUAUUUCAUGACUUUGAUGUCAAGUGGACAUAUGUCACACGAGGAUAUGUGUUGUGUGAUUCCCGGACUUUCGCUCGAGAAUUUGAUAAUGUGGAUAUUAUCAACUCCUGUUUUACUACUAGGGGGGCGUCAUUUUUUCGUUCAAGCUUACAAAGCACUAAAACAUCGCACCACAAACAUGGACGUCUUGAUAGCAAUGGCGACGUCAAUUUCAUACACUUAUAGUGUGAUUGUGGUAAUAGCCGCCAUGAUUAUGAGACAGAAGACUUCGCCCCAAACAUUUUUUGAUACGCCCCCAAUGCUACUCGUUUUUAUUAGUUUAGGCCGUUGGUUGGAACAUGUCGCUAAAGGCAAAACAUCCGAAGCUUUAUCGAAAUUACUCUCACUCAAAGCAACAGAUGCGGUUUUGGUGAAAUUGGGGCCCAAUGGGGAGAUCUCAAGCGAAACUUUGGUUCAUGUGGAUUUGGUGCAACGAGGGGAUGUUUUAAAAGUAGUACCGGGAGCGAAAGUACCAGUCGACGGUAAAGUUUUACAGGGUCAAUCAAUGUGCGACGAGAGUCUCAUAACGGGAGAAAGUAUGCCAGUACCGAAAAAAAUUUCAAGUAGUGUGAUUGGUGGAUCGAUCAAUCAGCACGGCCUACUAAUAAUCGAAGCCACACAUACCGGAGAAGCAACAACCUUAUCCCAAAUUGUCAAAUUAGUUGAAGAAGCACAAACGUCAAAAGCACCAAUCCAACAAUUGGCUGAUAAAAUUGCCGGUUAUUUUGUACCAACUGUUGUCUUCCUGUCACUUUUGACACUUAUUAUCUGGUCUAUUAUUGGUUCCAUCAAUAUAGAUGCACUUCCGGUGACUGAAAGUGAGAAACGCGAGUUUAGUAAAACUGGAGUUAUUCUUCAGUUUGUGUUUCGGUGUGCGUUGAGUGUUCUUGCAAUUGCGUGUCCGUGUGCAUUGGGUUUGGCCACACCAACAGCAGUAAUGGUGGGGACUGGUAUCGGUGCCGUGAAUGGUAUUUUAAUCAAAGGGGCGGAGCCGUUAGAAAACGCCCACAAAGUCAAAGCAAUUAUGUUCGAUAAAACCGGUACGAUUACAAAAGGUGUACCUGAAGUAACCCGUCUAUGGCUCAAAGGCAAUUCGUUAAGCCCCGCCUUGAUUUUAGCAGCGAUUGGUUGUGCUGAAACGAAUUCCGAACAUCCAAUCGCCUCUGCAAUUAUUAAAUAUGUAAGAGAGGCGAUCGGGGCGGAGUUAACGGGCACUAGUAGUGGAUUCCAGGCGGUACCAGGGUGUGGCUUAAAAUGUACAGUAUCGUCGUUGGGUCAACUGGUGAAGAAUGCAAAGAAUUACCAAGAAAUGGGGAAUUUUAUGACGUUAGUACAGGCGGGGAGUGCAGGGGUGUUUACAUUGAAUGGUGUCGAAGUCGAGGUUAGUAACAAUCAGAGCAUGAAAUUGGGACAGUUGAUUGGUAUGGAGGCGGGGUCUGGCGACGAGGAGGGGCGAUAUGAAGUUGUGAUUGGUAAUCGGGAGUGGAUGAAUCGGAAUGGGUUAAUCGUGACCGAGGAAAUUGAUAGGAAGAUGGUCGGGGAGGAGGAGCAAGGGAGAUCGGCCGUGUUGUGCGUCAUUGAUGGUGAAAUCAUAGCUAUGGUUAGUGUGGCCGAUAUGGUGAAGCCCGAGGCUCAUUUGGCCGUCUAUACUUUGAAAAAAAUGGGUCUCGAGGUGAUUCUUUUGACAGGUGAUAAUCGUCAAACCGCUGCUAGUAUCGCAAGACAAGUUGGUAUUAACAAAGUCUACGCUGAGGUGCUCCCAUCGCACAAAGUCGCCCGUGUGCAAAGACUCCAAUCUCGCGGUAUUAAGGUGGCCAUGGUGGGCGAUGGGGUUAAUGAUAGCCCCGCAUUGGCGCAAGCCGACGUCGGUAUGGCCAUAGCCGCCGGUACGGAUGUCGCCGUCGAGGCCGCCCAUGUCGUACUUAUGAGGAACGAUCUCUUGGAUGUAGUCGCCUGUCUCGAACUGUCCCGAAAGACUGUCAAUCGAAUUCGAUUGAAUUUUCUCUUCGCAUCCGUUUAUAAUCUUCUAGGGAUUCCCCUAGCUGCUGGUGCUUUUAGUUUUAUUGGAUUUACGUUGGCACCAUGGAUGGCGAGUGCCGCGAUGGCGUUAAGUAGUGUCUCGGUGGUUGGAUCGAGUCUUUUAUUGAAAUUGUGGAAAAAACCGACAAUUAGAGAUUUGCAAACUGAGGAGUAUUUAGCUGAGCGAAAUUCGAGGGAACUCGAUACGAUUUCGAUACAUCGGGGGUUGGAUGAUAUCGAACAGAAUGGAGCGCCACCUAUAUCAAGGUUCCUUGGACGUAAUAAAACUGGACCUCAGUUGUUACUUUCCAGUGAUAUAGACGAUGAAACGUCAGUGACGUUUGACAGAAGAAAAGAGGGCGUACGUGAACCACUUAUGACUUAAUAACUUACUUACAAAUGUGAUAUAAUGCAUCAUUUUAUUGUAAUUAAACCAAAAUGACGUAUAUUUUAGUCGAGCGUUUAAUAUUUUUAUAUUGUAUAAUUUUUACGGUGCUCAACCGACUUGUAAUCUCAAUGUGUAAAUAAAACUUUUACGACACA